AUGGCUGUACCCCAUAGCAUUCCUCCUCCAACGGCAGCACCCAUCGAGACUAAAGACCAAGUUUUUGCCCGUAGCAAGGCAUUCUGGGAUAACUAUCUCCGGGGUCGCCCACAAGUUCCGCAGAGCUUCUUCCAACGCAUCUAUCGCUACCACUUGGAACACGGCGGGCGGUUUGGGACAGUUCAUGACCUUGGCGCGGGGAUUGGCCCGUACGCACAGCAGCUGCGGUCAAAGUUCGACCACGUUAUUGUAUCCGAUAUUGUGACGAAAAACGUGCAGCUGGCCGAGGAGCAUCUCGGACGCGACGGCUUCACCUAUCGCGCCGCGCCAGUCGAAGACGCGGACGACCUGCCGCCCGGAAGUGUGGAUCUGGCCUUUGCGACCAAUGUGAUGAGUCGCGGUUCGAAAGAAUACAAUGUGGCUCCUCUGGAGCUGCAGUGGUUUCGACCAGGGGCACUGCGCCUCCACCUGAACAUGGCCCAGGGCGGCAUUACGGGCCUCCUACCGCCAGAGCGACAACAUGAAGUGACGGAUCCUGACUUCUCAGGCCCUAGUGAUGUGGUCGUGUAUGAAACUGAUGAGGAAUGGCGCUUUCAAACCGACUUUGAGGGUUUCCUGCAGCAUUUCCGUUCAUUUCCUCACGCAGGGGUCAAUCCAGCGGCCUUUACAGGACUGUUGCAGGAGCUAAAGCACCUCGUGGGCGAGGAUGUUGGCCAGCUACUUUGA
Messenger RNA from Aspergillus viridinutans, 726 nucleotides. It is a transcript of the gene tpcM, whose product is annotated as methyltransferase tpcM. The coding region runs from base 1 to 726 and encodes 241 amino acids. The transcript has a single exon. Lineage: Eukaryota; Fungi; Ascomycota; Eurotiomycetes; Eurotiales; Aspergillaceae. Gene Ontology annotation, molecular function: S-adenosylmethionine-dependent methyltransferase activity. The record is from RefSeq and is a predicted model, not a curated record.